Molecule: messenger RNA, 1377 nt
Organism: Amphibalanus amphitrite
Lineage: Eukaryota; Metazoa; Arthropoda; Thecostraca; Balanomorpha; Balanidae
Product: protein obstructor-E-like
Exons: 5
Coding region: 236-994 (252 amino acids)
Cellular component (GO): extracellular region
Molecular function (GO): chitin binding
Source: RefSeq, a predicted model, not a curated record
ACUCGUCCCCCGGCGGUGCCCUGAGGCGCCUCCACCGGCCGUCCUUCGCGCCCGUCUGCCCUAGUUGGUGGCCCGCUGGAGGUCGCGUGGCGCCACCCAGGGCCUGGCCACGCCGGCCGCCGGGCCGGGGAGGGGCGGGGCGGAGGGCGCCGAUCGUCUCGUGGUCACCGCGGCGGCGGCACACAGAGAGCUGAGCCGUCGGGCCGACAGCACCUGACAGCCCACCGUCCCCGCCAUGCGUCUCCUGGUGUGUCUCCUCGUCUGCCCAGCGGCGCUGGCCGCCAACAGUUUCAACUGCCCUCCGACCGAGAACACGGGCUACUUUGCCGACCCGGACCAGUGCGACAAGUACUGGGAUUGUGACCGGGGCCUGGCCACGGCGCGGCUCUGCCCCGACGGCAUGGCCUUCAGCGAGCGGGCGCGCCGCAACACGGACCCGUGCGUGCUCCACUGGCUGGCCGGCUGCCAGGGACGGACGCUCCAGGCCCCGAACGGAACGCUGCCGUGCGAUCGUCAGAACGGUUACUUCGCUCACGAAGACCCCAGCAACUGCAUCGACUACUACCACUGCCUCAACAACGUGCCGUCGCCGGCCACGUGCGCGCCCGGCCUCGUCUUCAACCCCAGGUCGCACGGCUGCGACUGGCCCACCGACGCUAACCGCGAGGGAUGCAACACCAGGGCCUCUGUUGAUGGCUUCACCUGCCCCAACGAAAUCGUUCUGAACAGCAAUGGCCUUCGUGAGCAGCACCCGCGUUACAACGACCGCAACGACUGCCGGUCGUUCUUCGUGUGCCUGGAGGGCGUGACCCCGCAGAAGGUGCGCUGCCCUCUCGGAGAGGUGUUCUCCGAGAACCUCAACAGCUGCACGCUGGCCGAGUUUGUGCCCGGAUGUGAGGACUACUACAAGGACCACCCGCUGAGGAACAGGUUCAAGGAUGCCGAUGGCGACGGCCGCAUCGACGUCAAUCUGGAGGCCUUCAGCCAGUUCUGAGCUCGUCGCACUUCCGGCUUGGUGGUUGAAAUGCUGCUUUAUUGUCAGGAGUUCUUAAGAGCCCUUCUUGUCAUGUCUCUACUGGUUUGAUGCCACAAACAAAGGUCUUCUUUUCGCAUGCGUAUGUUCAUGUACCGUAGCAAAUGAAAUAUGUUGUCGAGUGAUGUUCAUUCUGAAAUGAAGUGCAUCUGGUCAGUUUCGAUCGAUAAGUUAUGGUUGCCGUUGGUUCAGACACACACCAUUUAUGUGUCAUGUUCAGUUGUAGUAGGUGUAACAUGUCUACGUUAGUGCGAGUGUACACAUACAUUUAGAUCAUUGUAUUUGCAGGAUCAUGGUUAAUUUGAAAACGCGGAAAAAGAAAUACAAUAUUUGUCGCUGCAUUG